AUGUUUUUAACUCGCUCAGAAUAUGACCGUGGUGUGAACACCUUCUCUCCAGAGGGGCGGUUAUUCCAAGUCGAGUAUGCUAUUGAAGCUAUCAAGCUUGGAUCAACAACCGUCGGUGUCGCCACCCCAGAAGGCGUCGUUCUCGGGGUCGAGAAACGCGUCCAAUCCCCGCUUCUCGAAUCCUCAUCCAUUGAAAAGAUCAUGGAAAUCGACUCUCACCUCGGCUGCGCCAUGUCGGGUCUCACCGCGGACGCACGAACCAUGAUCGACCAUGCACGCGUAACAGCACAGAAUCAUAACUUCACGUACGAUGAGAAAAUCAGGGUCGAAAGUGCGACGCAGGCGGUCUGUGAUUUGGCGUUGAGGUUCGGAGAGAGUGUGCACGAUGAGGAUGCGAUGAUGAGUCGGCCGUUUGGCGUCGCGCUGUUGAUCGCCGGGGUUGACGAGAGGGGGCCACAGUUGUUCCAUACGGAUCCAUCCGGGACGUUCGUGCGGUAUGAUGCUAAAGCUAUUGGGUCGGGAUCGGAGGCAGCACAAAGCGAGUUGCAGGACAAGUGGCACAAGCAAAUGACACUGCAAGAAGCCCAUAUUCUCGCCCUUCGCGUUCUCAAGCAAGUAAUGGAAGAGAAGCUCGAUCACCACAACGUUCAGCUUGCACAGGUAACGCCUGACAAGGGCUUCAGUAUCUUAAACGAGGCAAGCUUGAAGGAAGUGAUCGAUGCUAUGUAA
Molecule: messenger RNA, 729 nt
Organism: Stereum hirsutum FP-91666 SS1
Lineage: Eukaryota; Fungi; Basidiomycota; Agaricomycetes; Russulales; Stereaceae
Product: proteasome subunit alpha type 5
Exons: 7
Coding region: 1-729 (242 amino acids)
Biological process (GO): proteasome-mediated ubiquitin-dependent protein catabolic process
Cellular component (GO): proteasome core complex; proteasome core complex, alpha-subunit complex; nucleus
Source: RefSeq, a predicted model, not a curated record